AUGAACGAUGCAAAAAUGCAAAGCCCUGUCUCCAACUUAGGGGUCUUCGGAUCACUCCUAUGGCCUCCCUGGUAUCCUCCAGACCCACUCCUGAUCUCCUGGAAGCUUCCAACCCUGGAUCCAAAACUGGAGAUGCGUGGCGAGCCGCAUGACGUCCUGCCACGUGCUUUGUUCUUCAUCCUUGCCUGGCCCUCCUUCUGCUUUCCUGCCAUCCCCUUCUUGUUUUGUGGGGCCGCAAAACAGAAGCGCCUAGUGUGCGCACCUGGCCACGGUGAGGAGACAGUCCAGGACUUCUACGAGUGGGGCCGCUUCAACGGAUGCAAUGCGACCGCCAACGUCAGCGACACGGUGGAAUCUCACAAAACGACGCGCAUGACCAACUGCACCGCCAACUCAUCCGUGGAGCCCCUCAGCCGUUGA
Symbiodinium natans is the source of this 420-nucleotide messenger RNA. The record is from the annotation of a GenBank genome assembly. NCBI's taxonomy places the organism in Eukaryota, Dinophyceae, Suessiales, Symbiodiniaceae.